AUGCUGUUGAAUCUAACUAACAGGAACACUGCGAGGGCGUUGACUAUUAUGAGGAGGAUGAAUCUAGCUUCAACGUCGUCUUCUUCGUCUCAGGUCGCCUCUCAACACCAUAGUUCAGAUCAUGGAUUCGUCUUCCUCCAAUCCCAACCAGAACUCUCUCUUUCCCACCAAACUCAGACCUUUGGAUCUCUUCGAAUCUCCGUCUCCGUCACGACGUCCGACAAUAUCUCAGGAACAAUGGCUCAGGCUACAGAUGAUUCUGUUGGAUCUUCCAAAGAGGUGAAUGAAUCAGGGAGACAAAAUGGCAAGGAAAGUUUGACUCACCCAAACGAUGGUACAAAUUCUCUCUGUGAGGAUGUUGGUCAUGCUGGGGCUGCAUCUGCUCAACACAGAAGGAAAUCGGGCAGGACCAUUGCUCUUCCACGUGGUCAACUGACUGCUGGGUCUACCAGUUAUAAAGGGAGCACUGCACCUGUUGCAGGAAGAAAAAACCAGAUGGUUAAUGGUAACCACUUACUGAACUUUAAUUAUGAUCCUAUUUCUCGUCCACAGCCAAGGGCACCUCCUCCAAGAAGACAGCUGAAGAGAAAGCCUUACAACAAAGAUUUGUUCCUUCAAGCAAAUUACAAAUUUGUUGUUUUAGAUUCAGGAGACUAUGCUCCUGAGUUGAUGGAUCCGGAUAAAAUGUUACAGUGGGAGGAUAUCAUAUGUGUGAGGUAUUCCACUCCAUUUGCUGUACAAUGUCCAAUAUGUCUAGAAUCUCCACUGUGUCCCCAGAUUACAUCUUGUGGUCAUAUCUUUUGUUUCCCAUGCAUUCUGCGGUACUUUCUGAUGGAUAAAGAUAAUCAUAAAGAUGAAUGCUGGAAGAAGUGCCCUUUAUGUUUCAUGAUGAUAUCGUCAAAGGAUUUGUACACCAUUUACGUCGAGAAUGUUAGGCAGCACUGUGUGGGUGAUCCUGUAGAGUUUAUGCUUCUAACCCGUCAAAAAGAUUCAUUCACAUUGUCUCUGAAAAAUAACCAAAGGAUAGAUGCAAAUGAGGAAGUCCAUGAUUCGUUUUCCAAGUUCACUUUUACAUCAGAUGUGGACUUGUCAGUUAGGGAAGCAAUGUCAGAUCUUGAUAGUUGGUUAGCCAGAGCAGAUUCAGGGCUUGUUGAUGACCUGGAGAAACUGCCAUAUAUCUGUGUUGCGAUGGAGCACCUGGAACAGAGGAAGAAGUAUUGGAAUGAGCACCAGAUUGCUAGCGGCAAUAAGGCUAGUAAAUAUAGUGAUUGUCAUACAAGUUCUUAUGGAUCUCCACCAACUGCAAAUGCUAUUAAUACUGAUCAAGGAGCAUGUGAGUUUGUAUGGGGAAGUCUAUCUACUAGUGCUGAUGAUAAAUCAAAGUGGUUGGAAAGCCCAGCUCCAGCUAAGAGAGAUGGAGAGCCUUCUUUGGAUCUAACUGCUGAUGUGGUUGAAUCCUUGGAAGACCAAGGUGGAUCUAUAUCGGCUUCAUAUUCUGGUAUGAAGAGUAUGAAGAGACACUCUAAUGGCUCUUGGCAUAGGAAGGACAAAGACUCAUACGACUUCUACCAGGCAGUUGAUGGUCAGCACCUCAUCCUUCAUCCAUUAAAUGUGAAGUGUCUUCUGCAGCACUAUGGGAGCUAUGACAGGCUUCCAUGCAGAAUCAAGGGAAAGAUUUUACAGUUGGAGACGGUGACACAAUCAGAGGCCAUGAGGAGGCGCUAUCGUCACCUUAGCCAUUUUUCUUUAACAACAACAUUUCAGCUAUGUGAAAUUGAUCUCACAGAGAUAUUGCCUCCUGAAGCGCUAUCCCCAUUUAUGGAUGAAAUUAAGAAUCGGGACAAGCAAAGGAAGCGACUUGCUAGGAAGGAACGGCAAGAGCAAAUUAAGGCUGAAGCUGGUGGUGCAGAUUUUGUGCCCAUACCAUUUAGCUUUGCACAGUCCUUUCAUGAUGACUCUCCUACUUUUUGCAUGGAUGACUUCGAAGCUUUGGGAAGUUCUACUGUCACGUCAUCAAGCCCUCCAACCGCUGGGAAUAGGCAACUGUUCUCUAGUGUUGCAAGGCUUGGUUUUGCGGCUGGGCAUGAUUCACCGGCUUUGAAAAAUGAGGAAGCUCAUUCUUUGCCUAAAACUGACAUGUUACGUGAUUCUACAGGUGUUACUGGAUUGAACGCAAGUACACCAUCAUUUGCCAAUAUAAUAUCCAGAGCAAAACCUGAAGAAGGCGUGGAGGUGUCCAAAAUGAAUGAUAGGGGGAAGAAAGGAAAGAAGCCGAGUCGAAUCCUCCUGUCAACAGCUGGUGGCCGGCGUUAUUGA
Molecule: messenger RNA, 2316 nt
Organism: Ilex paraguariensis (yerba mate)
Lineage: Eukaryota; Viridiplantae; Streptophyta; Magnoliopsida; Aquifoliales; Aquifoliaceae
Source: the annotation of a GenBank genome assembly